This is a messenger RNA of Gaeumannomyces tritici R3-111a-1, 495 nucleotides long. RefSeq lists its product as hypothetical. NCBI's taxonomy places the organism in Eukaryota, Fungi, Ascomycota, Sordariomycetes, Magnaporthales, Magnaporthaceae. Bases 1 to 495 code for a protein of 164 amino acids. The record is from RefSeq and is a predicted model, not a curated record. The transcript is spliced from 2 exons.
AUGCAAUCCUCUCCCGAUUCACCGGAGAGCGAGGGGCGGGUGACGACGGCCAAGUCUUGUCGAGCGAGAGACGGGCGAUCAGACAAAGAUGGCGGCUUCGACGCCGAGCAGUGGCGGCCAGAGGCGAUUGCUAAGGGCGGAGGCUUUGAUGACUACGCCGCGGAGAGAGCAGCUCGAGGCGGGGCGGAGCUCGAAAUUUGUGGGCGUCUUGGCGUUCUGGUUCCUUCCGUCAACCAGGCCACAGCGAGUAGCGACUGGAGCUGGGCCACGGUGCGGGCGGGCUGGGCUGCCCCAGGUGGCGUACAGUGGCCAGAGGGCUGGCGAGGCACGGUCGCGGGCUGGGAUCAGUCAAUGGACGGAGGGUGGGGUGGGACGCACCACCAGCGACCUCCUGAAAACACGGCCACAAGACGUUGCGCGCAGGACCGCCCAAACAGGAAGGGUCGGCCAAAACCCCCUCCCCAUUCCCCACUGGCACCGGCCAAGCAGGGGUGA